AUGAUAGCGAGAGGAAUGACUGAUCAUCUUAACUCGAACUAUGAAAGUAUCGAGGGCAGCCAAGAAAAAAAUAAUGGCAGAUUCACACAAAAUACUGCCCUAAUACCUCUUAGUUUUAUUCCCAUGAAUUCAUUAAAUGAUUUUCGAUGUGCCGUGUGUCACGGACCAGAAGCUUUUCUGAUAUGUCAAAAUUGUUCAAACUCAUAUCAUCCAAUUUGUGCCAGUUUUUACAAUCCGAGUUUGUCAUACAGUACUCUUUACUGCUCAUUUUGUGUAUCUUUUUUUCAAACCCAAUACAUUGAAGAUUCAAAUAAUGGAUUAAACUCUCAAAACGUCAGUACGAAAAAUAAUAAUGGCAGAUUGCCUGAACACGCCAAAACUUUAGAAGAAAUAAGGAAUGAAGAACUACCUAGUCCAGAAAAGCUUAAAUUUGAAACAGAAAAAAUAGAAGAUUUGCUGUUCAUUUGUGAUAGUGUAUUUACUUUUCAAGAAAUUUUUAAAAUGACCCCAUUUUCUAUAGAACAGCUAUAUGAGAGUUUAAGAGCUAAUGAAGAAACCAAUCUUAUCAAAGAAUUACAUCUGUCCAUUAUAAAGCUACUAAUAAGUCAUAUAUUAGAAAAAGAAAACUCUAACGAAACCUUAAAUAUAGAUACUGGAUUUUUAUAUUCCAUAUCCCAACUUCGAGAGGUUUUUGAUGCCAAUAAAAUUCUUCCUUAUUCAUGGUUGACCUUAGUUAAUGAAGUUAUGAGACUUCCAUUAUUCAAAGAUUAUUCUGAGGAUACUAUUAUUGAAAAUAUACUGCAAAAAAGUGAAGAAUUUCCUAUUGAAAAUUGCUAUUUUGAUUAUAGCUUUGAAGAAAAGGUUGGGAUUUUAAUAUUUUUAUUAAAUUCUGUAUUUGAUUUUAGAGAAAUCCAUGAAGAAUUGUCCAAAAGAAUUGAACUAAAGACAGAUUUAAUCAGAGAAAAAGGGCUGAUUAUGACUCAGAUAAGAGAUAUAGAAUGCCAAAACUGUGAAAUAAAAGAUGCAGGAAUAAGAAAAUCAUCAGAAAAAAUACAAAAACUCCACAAGCAAUUUGAAAGCAUUAAUCAAAAAAUUGAAAAAAUCCAUAUUCGAACCAGUCCAAUUGGCACUGACAGCGAUUUGAACGAAUAUUAUUUUUUUGAAUUUGAUGCGUCUCGGAUAUAUGUCAAACCAUACAAAAAGCAAGGCGAAAGUACAGAUUCAUUAAAUAAUGCGAAUCCAUGGUAUGUUUACACUAACCAAAGUCAAAUCGAUAGCCUAAUCGCAGCUCUUUGAAUAAGAGGAUUGAAAGAAUCAAAAUUGAUUGAAGGCUUAAAAACUGUAAAAACCAAAUUAAUUACUUCAGAAAAUGAAACUGGGGCUUUCUAUAUUAAUGAAUGCUCUAUAUUUGAAGGCAGAAGUCUAGGCUUAGAAGACCUGAAACAAAUAAUGCUUGACUUAGAUAAAAAAUUUUCAAGCUUCCUCAAGAAGGGGCAAAAACAAUGAGAUAGCAAUGAAAGAUUAGAAGACUGAAGAAAAGAAGUCACCCAAUCCCAAACCCCUCAAGAUUUAGCAAUUCUCAUGCUUGAGCAUUCUCAAAAAUCCUCAAACCCACUAAGGCUUUCAGUUUCAACCCAAAACCAGGAGGAAGAAAAGCAUAAAUAUCGCAAAGUCUCUAUCAGAAUAUGGCAGGACUUAGGUGAUUACCACAGUUUUUGGGAAAAUUUAACACAAUCAAUUACAACUUUAGGGCAGCUGACUCUUGAUAUAGAAAUUUAUUCUACGAUAUUAAAUAGUUAUAUUGAAAAGAAACAAGAAAGCAUGGCCUAUGAAACAGACACAAAAAUACCUAAAGACGAAGAAAAAUCAAAAGAACCAGAAAAUCUUGAAAAAUUUGAGCAUGAGAAAGUUUGCUUUUUCUGCGAAAAUGGAGGAAGACUAAUCCAAUGUGAAGCCUGUCCUAAAGUAGUCCAUUUUUCUUGCAUUGGUUUAAAAAAGGCUCCUAAAAAAGAAUGAUACUGCGACAGCUGCAAUAACCAGAUUAAUUUUUCUGUCCAAACAAGAUCAAAAACAAGACUAAGAAAACUGUCUAAUUAA
This is a messenger RNA of Blepharisma stoltei, 2097 nucleotides long. The record is from the annotation of a GenBank genome assembly. NCBI's taxonomy places the organism in Eukaryota, Ciliophora, Heterotrichea, Heterotrichida, Blepharismidae.